This is a messenger RNA of Anisakis simplex (herring worm), 960 nucleotides long. NCBI's taxonomy places the organism in Eukaryota, Metazoa, Nematoda, Chromadorea, Rhabditida, Anisakidae. The record is from the annotation of a GenBank genome assembly.
GGUAAAUCAGAGCGUGCAUUCAAAGCGUACACAUCGCUAUUUAUGCGUCAUCUGUGUGAGCCUGGUGCAGACACUCAGGAAUCUUUCAACGAUGGCGUGCCACGAGAGGGUCUUAACAGACAGCAUGUGCUGACUCGAAUCGGUAUUAUGUCGCUGAUCAGAAAGAAAGUUCAGGAGUUUGAAUCGAGUAACGGGGAUUGGUCAAUCCCAGAGGUGAAAGAGCGUCUGGCAGCACAGGCGAUCGAAGAACGAGAAGGAACGUCAAGUAAAGGUGGCUCGAAGGCAUCGUCUCGCAGUGGUACACCGGCCUUGAAGGAGACCACUCCUGACUCGAAUUCAAAUUCUAGAAUGGAGACCGAUAAAGAGGAGGAUAAAAUGGAAACAGACGAAGGUGCACCGAAGGGCGUAGUGAGCAAAGAGGAGGACCGAAAGAAUCGUGCUCCCCGACCAUCCUUCAAGUUCAACAUUGCCGAUGGUGGGUUCACCGAAUUGCACACGUUGUGGCUGAACGAAGAGAAGGCAGCCGUGCCGGGCAAUGAGUAUGAAAUAUGGCAUAGGAGACACGAUUUCUGGUUGUUAGCCGGGAUUGUAACAUAUGGUUAUGGUCGUUACCAAGACAUUCAGAACGAUCCACGAUUCUCGAUCAUCAACGAUCCGUUCAGAACAGAACAAGGCAAAGGCAAUUUCUUGGAGAUUAAAAACAAAUUCCUUCAACGCCGUUUCAAGUUAUUGGAGCAAGCGCUGGUGAUUGAAGAGCAGUUGAGACGUGCAGCGUAUCUGAAUUUGACACAGUCGAAUAACGAUGGAACUCAGCAGUUGAACGAGCGUUUUGCAGACAUCGAGUGCCUAGCGGAAAGUCAUCAACACCUGGCCAGAGAGGGUAUGCAAGGCAACAAGAACGCGAAUGCAGUCCUUCAUAAGGUAAACCUUCAUAAGGUUGAUAUUAAACUUUUUUGUUGA